UUACCGGGAUGAAAGGUCCGGUGCAAUGGUGUCGGUGUGGUAAAGACCAGCUCAAGUAAGUUGGGCCGGCAAAUCGCGAGGCGGCAGGGCGGUAAGGCCGCAGGCUUGAAGGGGAGAAUGGAAACAUGGUGCAAGCCAACCCAGCUAUGCGGGACACAGUUCUGGAAAGGAAAUGCGGUCAACCCGGGUCUUCAGAAACGCGUCAGGCUUCGUAUUCCAUCCACUCAGCAACGCAAAGGGAUAAUUUGUGAUAAGGUUAAAGUAGAAGCAGAAUCCAAGGCCUUCGAAAACCAGAAUUUAACACACGAAAGGAGACCAUCCGAAUCACUAUAUAUCUGAUUGUUCAAGAUGCACUGCCUCUCCAAGUCUCCGCUGCGAUGGUUCAGCUGCCCCUUUUACGGGCACAGGAAGGCAUGAAUGACAGAGGCUGUGUGCAGGGAAAAGGCCAGCUUCAAAGCAGGAGCAAGAGGAUAUCUAGGAGUCUGGCUUGUUCAGCUGGCGGGGGUGUAGCUGAACGACCCAAUCACGUACCGAAGCACAGUAGCACAGCUGCCUUCGAGUCGUGUCUGGCAACGGUGGCACCUCAUAGAGGGAUGAAAGAGAAGGCUAAGCCUACGGGGCAGGACCGAGAAACUUUGAAGUACCGAAU
Messenger RNA from Canariomyces notabilis, 649 nucleotides. RefSeq lists its product as uncharacterized. The transcript is spliced from 2 exons. The record is from RefSeq and is a predicted model, not a curated record. Lineage: Eukaryota; Fungi; Ascomycota; Sordariomycetes; Sordariales; Chaetomiaceae. The coding region runs from base 118 to 339 and encodes 73 amino acids.